AUGAAGGUCCUCAUCCUUGCCUGCCUGGUGGCCUUUGCUUUUGCAAAGGAGACUAUAGAAAGCAUUUCUAGCAGUGAGGAGUCCAUUACCCACAUCAACAAGAAACCUGAGAAGUUAGAAAAUUACAAACAGCAGCAAAAAGAGGAUGAACGCCAGGACAAAAUCCACCCUCUUGUCCAGCCACAGCCUCUUUUCUAUCCUAAUGCUGAGCCCAUCCCUUAUGCUAUCCUUCCACAAAACAUCCUGCCUCUUGCUCAGCCCGCUAUGGUGCUGCCUUUCCUUCAGCCUGAAGUGAUGGAAGUCCCCAAUACUAAGGAGACCAUCAUUCCUAAGCGCAAUGUGAUGCAAUUGCCUAAAUCUCCAGUAGUGCCAUUUCUUCAGCGCCAGAUCCCAAACCUCACUGAUCUCAAAGCACAGCUCCCUCUGCCUCUGCUCCAGCCCUUCAUGCACCAGAUCCCUCAGCCUGUGUUUCAGACUCCCAUGCUUCCUACUCAGCCCCUGGUCUCCCUUCCUCAGUCCAAAGUCCUGCCUGUUUCCCAGCAAGUGCUGACCUUCCCCCAGAGAGCUAUGCCUGCCCAAGCCCUUGUGCUGAACCAAGAGCUUCUGGUUGACCCUACCCAGGCAUUCUACCCUGUGACUCAACCUAUUGCCCCAGCUUACAACUUACAACAAGCUUAAGAGGAUUUCAAAAUUAAUGUUUACCCC
Molecule: messenger RNA, 705 nt
Organism: Eptesicus fuscus (big brown bat)
Lineage: Eukaryota; Metazoa; Chordata; Mammalia; Chiroptera; Vespertilionidae
Product: beta-casein
Exons: 6
Coding region: 1-678 (225 amino acids)
Cellular component (GO): extracellular region
Source: RefSeq, a predicted model, not a curated record